Zasmidium cellare ATCC 36951 is the source of this 621-nucleotide messenger RNA. RefSeq lists its product as uncharacterized. The transcript has 3 exons. Gene Ontology annotation, cellular component: proteasome core complex; proteasome core complex, beta-subunit complex; cytosol. The record is from RefSeq and is a predicted model, not a curated record. Gene Ontology annotation, biological process: proteasomal protein catabolic process. Gene Ontology annotation, molecular function: peptidase activity. The coding region runs from base 1 to 621 and encodes 206 amino acids. NCBI's taxonomy places the organism in Eukaryota, Fungi, Ascomycota, Dothideomycetes, Mycosphaerellales, Mycosphaerellaceae.
AUGUAUGUCAUGGAGGUCUUACUUGGAAUCACUGGCAAGGACUUCACCAUCAUCGCCGCCUCCAAAGCUGCGAUGCGAGGCGCAACCAUCCUCAAAGUCACCGACGACAAGACCCGUCCGCUCAACAAGCACACUCUGAUGGCAUACAGUGGAGAGGCUGGAGACACUGUCCAAUUCGCAGAAUACAUUCAAGCCAACGUCCAGUUGUACUCGAUGCGAAACAGCACCGACCUUACUCCCUACGAGACCGCCUCCUUCGUCCGCAGUGAACUCGCCAAGUCCUUGCGAUCACGCUCACCGUACACCGUCAACCUCCUCCUUGGCGGCUACGAUCCUAUCAAAGACAAGCCCGAACUCUACUGGAUCGACUACCUCGCCUCGUGCGCCCCCGUCCCAUACGCGGCCCACGGCUACGCACAAUACUACUGCCUCAGUACGCUCGAUAAGCAUCACCAUCCCGAUAUCAGUUUCGAGCAGGGUAUGAAGAUCUUGAGGAUGUGCACGGAUGAGCUGAAGAGGCGUUUACCGAUUGACUUCAAGGGAGUGAUCGUGAAGGUUGUGACCAAGGAUGGCGUGAGGGAAGAGCCGUAUGAGGAUGACAAGCAGGUAUAUGCGCCCUGA